AUGCUUCUUUGUCAACAAAAGCCUGUGAUUGUUAACAAUAAUGAAAUUGACAAAAAUCUUAAUUCAGUAUUUUUAACAUGUCCUCAAUUAGCUGCUUAUAUAACUGCUAUUACAAAUGCUACCGAUCGAACAAUAUUAGUAAUUGAUUGCGGUUCACCGUUACGACAUACUGAAAGACGGAUUCAAGGCUCAGUUUUAUUAAAUGUAAAUGAUAAAAUAUCUCGAAAACGUUUAGCAACUCGUGGUUUAAAAAAUUUCUUAGAUAAUAAUCAAUUAAAUCGUUUAAAUAGCAAUGAAAUUAUUAUUUUAUAUGAUGAUUCUAUUCGCUCAGCAACAUUAUGUGCUAAUGAAUCAAUUCAAUCUCAACUUUCACCAUCAAUGAAAUGUGUUUAUGAUGAAAUAAAACGAUAUGAUGCGAAUAAAACUAUUUAUAUUCUUGGAUCACCAUUUGAUGAAUUUUAUCAACAUUAUCCAUCACUUUGCUAUAUUAGUACAUCAACAGACGAAGAUAUUUCAUCGCCGGCACCAUUGACAGCCGCACCAAUAGAUAUUGAAUCAUUUCAAUUAUCUGAAAUUAUACCUGGUCUUUAUCUCGGUAGUGCACAUGAUGCUGAAAAUGUAAAUUUAUUACAACAACAUCAAAUAAACGUUGUAAUUAAUGUAUCAACUACAAUUCCAUGUUAUUUUGAAAAUGAAAACAUAUUUGAAUAUCGUCGAGUACCAUGUCAUGAUUCAUCUCAUCAAAAUAUACUUCAAUAUUUUGAAACAACGUUUGAAUAUAUUCAUCGAAAAUUAUCAAUAAACGAAGUCAUUCUUGUACAUUGCCAAGGUGGUGUUAGUCGUAGUCCAUCAUUUAUUAUUGGUUAUUUAAUGAAAUAUCAUUCGAAAACAUUUGACGAAGCUCAUCGUCUUGUGAAAACUAAACGAUCUAUUAUUAAUCCAAAUUUAAACUUUCUUGGGCAAUUGACGCAAUAUGAACAAUUGUCGACUAGUGCUUAG
Molecule: messenger RNA, 999 nt
Organism: Rotaria sp. Silwood2
Lineage: Eukaryota; Metazoa; Rotifera; Eurotatoria; Philodinida; Philodinidae
Source: the annotation of a GenBank genome assembly